AUGCCAGCCCCCUUUAAAGACCUCUCUGCAAAUAAACUCAAACACCCUGGGCCUCCAUUAACGCUCUUCCAGCUGACCCUGGGAACAGUGGGCCUUUCAGCUCCACCUAGUGCAGCAGCUCCCUGGGCAGUUAAAACACCCCAACCUGGCCUCCAGCCUCUCCUCCCUGGGGGCCACCAGGCCUGCCCUGCCCGCCACCACACACAGCAGGACUUCGUCUUCUUCCUUAAAAAAGUGGAUGAGCGAGGGGUGCUAAGCGCGGGAGCAAAGUCUGGAAAUCUGCAGAGACCAGAGUCGCCCGGCGCAGCGUGUCCUUGGCUCAGGGAACAGGGAAACACGGUCCCUCCCGCCCCCAACAGCCCGGGGCACAGGAGACCUGCAGCCAAGGUGGUUAAAAAAAAAGCGUCCCGGCCCGCGGUUGAGGCUAAGAGGAUUGGGAGGAGGGGUGGCGCGUGCCUCCAGCCUGCCCCUGGAGGCAGUCAGCGGGACCGCAGGCUGGAGGCGCGCCGGCGUGAUUCCGACCGCGGGAGCCGGGAGGAGGAGCCGGAGGUGGCUGCGGGGGGCUCCGGCCCAGGCGAAGGAAGGCUACGAGUCGCCAAGCUGACCCCUUCUCAUCCCUUGGCCUGGAGACCAGAGUGUCUUAGGCUCAGGGAUAGGCGGGAAGGGACCGGAGGGAGCCACAAGUCUGCAGCCAGGCGGGGAGGAAGCGGGCGGGUGCCGCUCCGCAGGCGCAGGGGGCAGAGACGGAGGCGGAGGUUAGGGGACUGCAGUACCGUCCCCGAAGCGGGACGCGAACCGGCAGAGUUGGGAGAAGAGCCUCCGCGCCCGGGAGCUAAGCAUGCUGCCCCCGCGUGCAGCGCCCGCGUGCACCCAACCCAGAGAGGGGGCGACAGGGCGGAGGCGGUGGCCCCCGGAAGGUGUCUGGGACCGGACCGGCUGCACGUGAGCCCAGCGCGGAGUCAUGUGCACCGGCUCAGCCCGGUUCGGCGGCCGGACGUGCUGCGUAUCAACAAAAUGAAACUCAGGGCGACAGGAGGGCAGAUAGCUCCAGGUCCUCCGAACGCCCAUCCCCGGCGGAACGACCUCCCCACCACUGCUGUCUCCCGCCGCAGCCCCUCCGCGCGGCCAGAGCCCGCGGGGCAAGUUGCAGCCCUGGCGCGCCCCCGCCCGCCCGCGCCCCCUCACCGGCCCGGGGGCGCUUUGCCGCAGUCAUUAAUAAAGAAGGUCGCCAAGCUCACCCUUCCAAAAGUUGUUGUUGCAUGCGCCCCUCUCAGCCUCCCCGCAAUGUACUCUUUAAAACACGACUGACCAACAUGCGCAAUCUCUCU
Molecule: messenger RNA, 1328 nt
Organism: Mustela erminea (ermine)
Lineage: Eukaryota; Metazoa; Chordata; Mammalia; Carnivora; Mustelidae
Product: translation initiation factor IF-2-like
Exons: 5
Coding region: 1-1308 (435 amino acids)
Source: RefSeq, a predicted model, not a curated record